AUGUAUUAUGCGGUUUCCCAGGCGCGCGUAAACGCGGCCCCCGCGAGCAUGCUGCGGCCGCCGAGGCCGGGAGACGUGCCGGUCGGGGCCUCCCUGUACGAGCUGGUGGGCUACCGGCAGCCGCCCUCCGCGUCCUCUUCUUCUUCCUCCCCGACGGGGGCCGCGCUCCUCCCCAAGGCUGCGCGCGAGAAGCCGGAGGCGCCCGCCGACACGCCGGCCACGGGACCCGGGACUGGGGCGCACGCGGGCGGCGGGCCCCGGGCCGAUGCCAAAGAGGAGCAGCAACAGCAGCUGCGGCGCAAGAUCAACAGCAGAGAGCGGAAGCGGAUGCACGACCUGAACCUGGCCAUGGACGCGCUGCGCGAGGUCAUCCUGCCCUACUCGGCGGCGCACUGCCAGGGCGCCCCCGGCCGCAAGCUCUCCAAGAUCGCCACGCUGCUGCUAGCCCGCAACUACAUCCUGCUGCUGGGCAGCUCUCUGCAGGAGCUGCGCCGCGCGCUUGGCGAGGGCGCAGGGCCCGCCGCGCCGCGCCUGCUGCUGGCCGGCCUGCCGCUGCUCGCUGCCGCGCCCGGCUCGGUGCUGCUGGCGCCCGGCGCCGUGGGGCCGCCAGACUCGCUGCGCCCGGCCAAGUACCUGUCUCUGGCGCUCGAGGAGCCGCCGUGCGGCCAGUUCGCGCUCCCCGGCGGCGGUCCGGGCGGCGGCGCAGGCGGCCCUGGCCUCUGCACCUGCGCCGUCUGCAAGUUCCCGCACCUGGUCCCGGCCGGCCUGGGCCUGGCCGCUGUGCCGGCGCAGUUCUCCAAGUGA
Budorcas taxicolor (takin) is the source of this 804-nucleotide messenger RNA. It is a transcript of the gene OLIG1, whose product is annotated as oligodendrocyte transcription factor 1. Gene Ontology annotation, molecular function: protein dimerization activity. The record is from RefSeq and is a predicted model, not a curated record. NCBI's taxonomy places the organism in Eukaryota, Metazoa, Chordata, Mammalia, Artiodactyla, Bovidae. The transcript has a single exon. The coding region runs from base 1 to 804 and encodes 267 amino acids.